ACCAGCCAAAUUAAAUUAAAUACGUUGACAGUUCACAGUUGUGAGAGCGAGAGGACUAAACCAGCGAUGGAAUAAGUGGUAGAUUGAUUUUAACCCUUCUCUUUUGUAGUGUUAGAUACGUAAAGAACUAAAAUUAAAAUAAAGCAACUCAUUUUAUAUUAUAGCGUCAUCUAGAAUGAAUGAUUCUGGAAACUCUGGUAGUCAGCCGUACUUUAUAAACCGUGCAUCAGCAGCUGGUAAGAAAAAACGAUUUCGUGAUCAUGAAGGUCGAAGCAUGGAAUACCAACAUGAUAGCCCCACUAAUUCUUAUGGAGCCAAUCGACCUGACACUCUACGUACUUCUAAAGACAGUGGAGACGAUCAAGAUAAAAGUAAUUUCCCCCUUUCUCAACCAAAUACAAAACCAGUAAUCCUGGCAAAGCCUGCUGGUAAGUCUUCACAAGGUUCAAAUUUAACUCCAGAUGGAGAAAAGACUUCUCCAUGGCAGGAAGUAUCUGCUAGCCCAUCUGGACCCAUUGCCCCAAAAUUGUCAAUGUCAUUCACUAAAUCGCCUUCAGUAGGUGAUAAAAAGAAUCUUUUUCGAACCUCCUCUGAUUCAAAGUUUAGGAACUCAGCGUCUUCUUAUCUUGUUAGGCAGGGCUUGGCACAGGCAGCUGCAUCUUCAAGUAAUGUACAAAACUUAAACGAAAACUCUGCUGCUAAGUCAAAAGAUCCAGGGUUUUGGAAGAGAUCAGUAAAACUGCUGGAUUCGUCCCUACACUGGCUUGAUGGUGGUAUUGAACUUUUACAGGACCAGCCCGAUUUUUUAGUUGUUGGAGUCAUUGGCAUGCAAGGUGUAGGAAAAUCCACGGUAAUGUCCUUAAUUGGAGGAAACAAACUAAGUGACUUAGAAAAAUAUUAUCUGUUUAAGCAGCAGACUUCUGAUAUAAAGGAAAGAGCAGAGCAUAUGACUACUGGAAUUGAUGUAGCUGUCACUGCAGAACGACUAAUAUUACUCGACACGCAGCCAAUUCUAAGCCCAUCGUUAAUUGAACAAUCUGUCCCAUUCGACAGGAAGAGCCCAACAGAUUACAAUGGUUCUGUAAACAUUGAAGUCCAAUCUUUACAAGUGACUGCAUUUUUACUCACUGUUUGUCAUGUUGUAAUCGUUGUACAAGAUUGGUUCACAGACAGUAAUGUAUACAGAUUCCUACAGACUGCCGAGAUGCUUAAACCGGUGACUCCACCCCCAACGCAUGACAGUGGUGGAGGGUCUGACUGUGACCCUUCAGAGCUCCAGCCUGUUGUUCUUUUUGUUCACAACAAACUCGAAAAUCAUUUGUUCUCAAUCCGAAGUAUAGCUGCCAUGAAUGAAGUGAUGUAUAAUUUGACCAAGUUCUCAAGCCUACACUGCCGUGGGACAUUGUCUCUCAUUGAAACAAACCUAUAUGCUGGUUUAGCUUCACUUGUACAUGGAGAAUCUGAGGUUAAUUCAUUCUUGCUUCCAGAUGUAAAUUAUACAGACGAAGAAGAGGAAAAGUAUGAUGUAACUAAACUAUCUCAUGACCCGUCAGACCGGCAGUUUCUAUCUCUCCCUAACUAUGUAGGUCGUCCAAACACGGUCAUGCUCACAGAAACCUUGCGUAAAAUGAUAUUAACAAUGCCGAGGCACCAACUUACACACCAUUCAUUAACUGAAAAGCAGUGGUUUCACUAUGCUGCAAGAACAUGGGAGGCUAUUCGUAAAUCUCAGUUGGUUUCGGAAUAUAAUCGACUUCUGUGUGGUUGAAAUAUUGUAAAUACUCUUGUGUUCUAUUUCUUUGUUUCUUUUUGUCAAGUAGUAAUUGUUAGUAUUUGUUACAUCAAUUACCACAUAUUACA
Molecule: messenger RNA, 1860 nt
Organism: Ciona intestinalis (vase tunicate)
Lineage: Eukaryota; Metazoa; Chordata; Ascidiacea; Phlebobranchia; Cionidae
Product: nonsense-mediated mRNA decay factor SMG9-like
Biological process (GO): nuclear-transcribed mRNA catabolic process, nonsense-mediated decay
Source: RefSeq, a predicted model, not a curated record